This is a messenger RNA of Elgaria multicarinata webbii, 855 nucleotides long. It is a transcript of the gene SHISA3, whose product is annotated as shisa family member 3. The record is from RefSeq and is a predicted model, not a curated record. Bases 1 to 855 code for a protein of 284 amino acids. Lineage: Eukaryota; Metazoa; Chordata; Lepidosauria; Squamata; Anguidae. The transcript has 2 exons.
AUGCUCGCUAGCGGGGCACGCGGCGGCGGCGGCAGGAGGGCGACUGAGACUCCGCGGCGGCGUCCCGAGCAGAGGGCAGCGCGCACGGCCAUGGGCACCGAGUGGCUGCGCUGCGUCCUGAUGGGCUGCUGCUUGGCGUGGCGCUGGGGCAGCAGCGCGCAGAAGGCGGCGGCGGCGGCGGCGGCGGGGCUGGGCGGCGGCGAGUACUGCCACGGCUGGGUGGACGCGCACGGCAGGGCCUUCGACGGCUUCCUCUGCCCGGAGCGCUUCGACACGCCCGACGCCACCAUCUGCUGCGGCUCGUGCGCCCUGCGCUAUUGCUGCGCCGCCGCCGAGGCGCGCUUGCAGCAAGGCGGCUGCACCAACGACCGCGAGCCGGAGCAGCCGGCUGGGAGCGCCCAACCAAUCUACGUACCAUUUCUCAUCGUUGGAUCCAUAUUUGUCGCCUUCAUUUUUGUGGGUUCCUUCGUUGCCGUUUAUUGUUGUACAUGUUUAAGGCCGAAGCAAACAUUGCAGCAGCCAAUAAGAUUCUCUCUUCGAAGCUACCAGAUGGAGACUUUACCAAUGAUCUUGUCCUCCACUAGCCUGAGGACUCCAUCAAGACAAUCCAGUAGUGCCACCAGCACCAGUUGUACUGCUGGCUCUCUCCGCAGGUUUUCCUUUGGCAGGCCAGAAUCUGGGUACGUUGUGGCAUCUUCACCUCCCCCUUACACAGCAGGCUGUUUACAAAUGGGGCCUUCUAUCAACCUCUCUCAACCAUCUGGAUUUUUGGUAUCUGCACCCUAUUUCUCAUAUCCUCUUGACUCGGAGUCAUCUCUGACUGGGAAGAGCGUUCCAGAUCUUAGCCAGAGCUGA